Leucoraja erinaceus (little skate) is the source of this 1318-nucleotide messenger RNA. It is a transcript of the gene mtch2, whose product is annotated as mitochondrial carrier homolog 2. The transcript has 14 exons. Bases 67 to 978 code for a protein of 303 amino acids. Gene Ontology annotation, biological process: positive regulation of apoptotic process. The record is from RefSeq and is a predicted model, not a curated record. NCBI's taxonomy places the organism in Eukaryota, Metazoa, Chordata, Chondrichthyes, Rajiformes, Rajidae. Gene Ontology annotation, cellular component: membrane; mitochondrion.
UCCCGCCCUCCCGCCGGGGUGACGCGGAUCCGGAGCGGGCGGGCUGGCGUGCGGGCUGGGACAGCCAUGGCGGACACACUGAGCCAGCUGUACCUCGGGGCGGGGCUGACGGUCCUGUCGCACCCGCUCAUGUACGUCAAGGUGCUCAUUCAGGUUGGUCAUGAACCCUUGGCUCCUUCUAUGGGCCGUAACAUCUUUGGCCGGCCAGUUCUCCAGCUGCCUGGACUCUUUGCUUACGCCAAACAUAUUGUGAAAAUUGAUGGAAAGCGAGGCCUGUUUAAAGGCCUAACUUCCCGGCUGUGUUCAGGAGCCAUCGGGACCGUGGUACACAGCAAGGUGCUGCAGAGCUAUCGAAACAUGAAAAAUAGUGAGUGCUCAGACUUGGGAAAAAAUGCAGAUCCUUCAUCGUUGUAUCAUGUGUUUGAAGAGACAACACGGGAGAUGAUUGCUCGCUCCACAGCUACUCUUGUCACCCACCCCUUCCAUGUGAUCACCUUGAGGUGUAUGAUACAGUUCAUUGGGCGAGAAACCAAGUACAGUGGGAUAUUCAGUUCAGUAGUAACAAUCUAUCGGGAAGAAGGAAUUUUAGGCUUCCUUGCCGGCCUGAUUCCUCGACUCCUGGGCGACGUGAUUUCUUUGUGGCUUUGCAAUUUGUUAGCAUAUUUUAUCAAUACCUACAUUCUGGAGCCUCCCAGCCAGGUCUCUCAGAUUGGGGAGUUGAGAAGUUACUCACAGGCUAUAACUGGGUUCCUAGCCAGUAUGCUGACCUACCCCUUUGUCCUUGUCUCCAAUCUGAUGGCAGUCAACAAUUGUGGUCUGGUUGGUGGUCUCCCUCCCUAUGCUGCCGUGUACAGUUCAUGGAUUGACUGUUGGCGCCAGUUGAGCAGAGAGGGGAAUAUGAGCCGAGGAAACAGUCUGUUUUUCCGGAAGGCUCCAGCUGGGCGGAUGUAUGCACUUGACCAGAAACGAUUUGUGUAGAUGCAUGUGGCUCGGAGCUGUGAUUGGGAAAGAUGGUGUAUGCACUGAGACCUACAGCAUGGAAUGCAAGAGAUAAUGUGAAACAUGGAGCAUUCCAACACCAGGAUCUCUGCUCGAGAGGGUGCCAGGGCACAGCAAAAUUCCUAUUUCACAAGAGGUGGAAACGUAGAGAGGAGCUGUGGACCCUUCAGAUCUGCUUCACCAGUCAUCAAGGUCAUGGCUGAACAUCCACUUAAAUGUCCCAUCAGUGGCCUCUCCCCAAGUCUCUUUACAAUCUCUCGCCUCUGUGAAUAUACUUCAUGAUUAUUUAUCAAAAUAAACUCCAGAAUUUUCACUUUUA